ACCUCCUCCAUUCCAACGCCACUUGCCGACCACAACGCCGAUACCAGCCCAGAGUCCCAGAGCCCCCUCUAGCGAGGUCCGUACUCUUACUGUACGUACACCACGUACACCCUGCAACCGCCAUACCAGAUUGUCCAACCCGCCAACCCUCCAACGACUCGUCUCCUCAACAACACCGCUCCAACCUCCGACGUCAACACCACCCAAACCCGCACAACAUCACUCGAGAGCCGCCCUUCAUCUGGUCCCUUUCUCGCUGGCCGAGUACGAGCGGAGCUGCAAGCACCGGAAGUGUUGACGGAGGUCAGGAUCGCCCCAGCGGCGCGAGAGUUUAUAGGUUAUAGGUUAGGUAAGGUAGGAAAGCCAAAUAUGCAGCAGGCGAUGGAGGAGCUGGCCCCGCCGACAACACUCCUCACCACCACCCAAUCUCAGAUACCAGCAACGGCCAUCGCAGCCGGAGCACACGCAGCUCAGACGCUAUGGUCAACGUAUAGACAGCCGUAUCAGGUUUCGAUGCAACAGGACGGCAACCGCUCGACAAUGAACGGCGUGGUCAUUGGUCUGCUCAGCUCGUUUGGAAGCGCCGCCUUCAUUGGCCUUAUCUUUCUGAUCAUCUACUUCUUUAGAUACACAACCGGAGGACGUAUUCUACUCGACCGGAUUGGCCGGCCUGGCGAAUAUGACGAUGAACAGGCAUACGCGAGGGAAGAGGCCGAGGCUCUGGAGGAAAUGGAUGACCUCCAGAGGACGGAGUACCUGAGAGCAAAAGGUUGGACUUUUUACUACUUCACAGUUGUGUCUGAGAGCACAUUUACUAACCUAUCUUCCUUCUUUAGCCUUUAUCCAAGCCAACCCACCCGAUUCUCUACCAACCGACAUUUCAUUAUCGCAAUACUUAGCAAUUCAGGAAAAAGGCGUUUCAGCGUGGGAGUUUGAGCCAGAGUUGGAGAUAGCAAAUUGUUUCGUGGAAGGAAGGACCGAAAUCGAGUUUUAUGAUAGCGAGUGCUCGGUGCUGUCGAAUCUCCCACUUCCAAAGCAGAACGAGGUUUAUUACUGGGAGGCGAAGAUCUAUGAUAAGCCCGAGACGACUCUGAUCAGUAUUGGUGUGGCUACAAAGCCAUAUCCUCUCUUUAGGUUACCUGGUAAGAUUGAAGUUCUGCUGGAUUCAAGACUGACGGUGAACUAACUGUACCACGUAGGUUGGCACAAAUAUUCCGUGGCGUAUACUUCUACUGGACAUCGAAGAUACAACCAACCAUUCAGUGGCCCCAUUUAUGGCCCACAAUAUGUUCAGGGAGAUGUUAUCGGAGUUGGAUAUCGCCCUCGAACUGGCACAGUAUUUUUUACACGAAACGGAAAGAAGUUGGAAGACGUUGCACAUGGACUAAAGUCUCAGAAUCUGUUUCCGGCGGUCGGCGCGAAUGGCGCUUGUAAUGUCCAUGUUAAUUUUGGACAGUCAGGAUUUGUAUUCAUUGAGGCAAACGUUAAGAAAUGGGGUUUAGCUCCAAUGACUGGAAGUCUUGCUCCCCCUCCGCCAUACGGGAGCGAACAAGGUAGUAUUUUGCUAGAGGCUGGAAGAGAUGGCGCUCAAAGUAGUCAUCAAAGCCACUUCCCAGAUCCAAGGCAUGGGCGAUCACGAAGCGGGAAUUUUAGGCACCAUCCGCCCACAAGUCCAGGUCCUAUACGCUCGCCUACAGAUAUUUCUCUUGCUCAGCUUACACAUAUACCCACGAAUGAAGAACCUGGAGAAUCAAGUGCUACUGCUGGCACCUUACCCUCUGGAAAUACCCCACAAGCCUCCCUUAGUGUUCAACACCCCUCAAAUCCUCCACCAGAGUAUACAAGUCCCCAGCCAUCAACUGCUGGUAGCCCCCGCGGGAGCAGCGAAAGCGAGCGAGAACCUCUUUUACCGAGAAAGAGCACCCCUCCGCCAAUCCCAAGCUACAACGAUACCGUAGCAGAGGAUCGUGCCAGGGAGCGAAGCGCUCAUGGGCGAGAAAGAGCUGCAAGUCAGACAACUCGGAUACAAGAUAGGUCAAAUUCAUGACGAUGAGAGUUAGUUGGGUACAGGCCAAUAUUCUAAUUCGAGGUGGAAAUUUUCAAGCAAGGGGAUAAGGUGUUGGGUUUGGGGACGGCGGUCAAUCUUUACUUAGCGAGGGGAAAGUGCUUUUCGUUCGUUCAUCAUUUUCUUGUGGGGUGAAGCGAAUGACAAAUCCUGCAUGGCGUAUUAAGGAGUUUGGUCUGAAUAACAUCAAGGGAAAGAUGACAAAGCGUGUUUUCCUGGGAAUCUUUUUUCUACUCUCUUACAGUAUCUUUUUUGUGGACUUACAACUUUUCUUUUUGUCUAGUUUUUGCUCUCGGCUUUUUUGCGUAAUUUUCGUUUGUUCCUGUUGGUUGGGUUUGAGGCGAGUUGAGCUAGCGAGUACGAGUACAAGUACGCUAGAAGAUAUCCGAGAGAUGUGCGAAGUGGGGGUUUCGAAGGAAGGGAUGACGGCGAUUCAAAAUAUCAGAGACAAGAGGAGAGGAGAAGGAGGAUUUCUUUCGGAGGGGAAGUUAUAUAAAGAAAGCGAUUCGGAUAGGAAGGAGGAACUGAAUGGAAUGGAACGGGACGUCGUUGGGAAGGGAUGAACACGAGGUGAGUUUGAUUUUUUGAGCAAGCAUA
Hymenoscyphus albidus is the source of this 2662-nucleotide messenger RNA. Lineage: Eukaryota; Fungi; Ascomycota; Leotiomycetes; Helotiales; Helotiaceae. The record is from the annotation of a GenBank genome assembly.